Messenger RNA from Menidia menidia (Atlantic silverside), 1273 nucleotides. The record is from the annotation of a GenBank genome assembly. Lineage: Eukaryota; Metazoa; Chordata; Actinopteri; Atheriniformes; Atherinopsidae.
UUUCUUCUUCUGCUGUUUUUGGCUCUCUCGGCUGCUUCUGCUCCACAUCUGAAAUGCAAGAUUCAUAACACCUGAGAGCUGCAUGCAGAGGAGAGAGUUUUCUGGACCCAAACCUGACCGGGCAACUGAGCAUUUGCAGCCGGAACGUUUCAAAGAACGGCGACAGUAGCUGCAGCUGUCAUGGCUUCUGGGUUCUUGAUGAGAGUAUUGGUUGUCCAUUUGUUGAAUGAACUGAGCUCCUCAUCAGCUCUUCCAACAGGAUAUCUUCCAGCUUGGCAGGAUGGGGAGAAGAAAGGGGUAACUGGCUACGGCACCCGUCGUCCUCUUCAUUAUGUUCGUGCUUUGAGGCAGUCCAACGGAAACCUGCAGCCUGAGGACGGGGUCAAAAGACAAGAAACGAGAAGUUUUGGUGACCGGCGCCAACAGCAAACGCUGAGCUCCCGUGAGCCACAGAAGCUGUCUCCUUCCACAUCUAAAUUUCAGACAACUCGGCCAGCCACACCCAGAAGUUUGGCGAUAAACCUGGAAUUUCCUGGUCUUGAAUUCUUAAGAAAAAACCUAACUGACCGUUUGACCAAUAAAGAUCAUCAUGGACACAACAGUCUUGGAAGAAAACCAUCCAAGGAGAGCGGUUUCAACUUUCAAGGCUCUGAUAUCCUCCACACACUUCAAACAGUUGCCAGGCCGAACGUGAAGCUCGUCCUACCGUUUCCUUCGUCACCUAAAAUACCAAUAAAACUACCAUCGCACUCUAAAGAAACGGGAUCAACGGUGCCGAUAUUUGAUUUUGACGGUGUUCUUGGAAAAACGGUCCAGCAGAUGGGACUCGAUUUGCCCUUCUUUACUCCGGACACGCAGCGGCAAGUGGAACAAGCCUACGAGACCAUUCACGCACAUUUGGACAAACUCGUCUCACACCAUCAGCCAAAUCCCCAGACGCUCACCAGCCACGAAAGUCCCACUGGACAGAGAUGGGGAACUCGAAAGAAAGACGUGCCCAAGCACAAACCUUCUUCCCAGCCAAAAUAUCCCGACCUGACGGUGGAACAUGGGGCAAGCUGGGAAGCUGAAAAUGAAGCCAUGCAUGUUGACUGACGGGCCGUCUGCUUGAUGCGUUUGAAAUGGCCCAGCUCUCCUCUGUAACUGUGUUUAGUCAGCUUAACUGAAAGCAGCCUUUUAAGCUGGAAAAGGAAAUUGUUUACAUGCAUUUGUCUAACACUGAAAAAGUGGUUUUCUCACAAGAUGAAUAAAAUUGUCUAUCAUCCUUACAGAA